Messenger RNA from Rhopilema esculentum, 1438 nucleotides. RefSeq lists its product as uncharacterized. The record is from RefSeq and is a predicted model, not a curated record. Lineage: Eukaryota; Metazoa; Cnidaria; Scyphozoa; Rhizostomeae; Rhizostomatidae.
AUGUUUUGCAUCGAACGCUCCAGUAGACAAGCCGGUCGCAACUUUUCACAGAAUAUUUGAACCGUGACAAAAGAUUUUCGGUAGGGGAAAUUUUGAGUUGCAUCGGAAAAAAGAGGCUAAAUAACGGAAAAAUAAAAGAUAAACAAAAUGGUCUUCGUCAGGACAUUAGUGUCCGCAUUAUUGCUUGCAACAGUCAAGGGAAUUCCCUUUCCAUUCCCGUACCCAUACCCCUUUCCAGACCCACAAUGUUGUGCCCCUGGGCCUUCAUGCUCGAAUCCAUGCCCACCAAUGAUGAUGCCCCCACCCCCACCACCUGCACCUUGCUGCAUGCCAGCACCAACUUGCAUGAACCCUUGCCAGCCUGGUCAGAUGCCACCAAACCAGCCUAUCGUUUUUGCACCAUAUCCAGGUGAAAUCACAUUCAAAUUAAUGCAAAAGUGGAACCCAGAGUAUCUUGACUCAAUGACUGCAGCUUUCCAAAUACUCGAAGGAAACGUCCGAAGAGCUAUUCAAACCGUACUUGGACCAAUGACUACUGUUAACAAUGUUUACUUCAGAGAGGGAUACGUCCCCGGUAAUCCAACCGCAAGACCAAAGGUUGUAGUACAUUGUAUGGUCAACGGUGGAUCAGAUGCUGCAUCACUUUUAGAAAUGGCAGUUACACCUGAUGGAACGCUAGGAGACGGACUUAAAGUUUAUAAAGACUCUUUCAAUGCUUAUUAAGGGGAAAUUCGAACAAUUUUUGUACAGAUUUGACAUGUUCUUAGCACCAAAGACUGUCUUUUUGGAAGAUGUUGGUCUAUUCCAGAUGUCUUGUUUUCAAGAAAAGCGUUUUUACGUUAGAUUUUGUCAGCAGAUUAUAAUGCUAUGUCUGUAACGAUUUCAUUGAAAUAACUUCUUAAGAGUUGAAUGAAUUUAUUAUUACCUCAGUGAUAGAAAGCUAGCCCAUCACAGCACCUUACGUAUUUCUCAGAGUCAAAAUAAACGAUGGUGUUGAAAAUGUAAAAAACAAUCACUUUAUAAUGUAACAAAUGCUGAAUUACGUUAUACGUUGUACUAUUUGUCGGUCGAUUGUCACUUGACAUUGGGAAAUUCAAGAUAAAGCAAAUUUUUUCGUUCAUUAAAGCUGUUACUUUUUGUAAAAUACCAUUUUCCUAUUUAUGUAUCUAGUCAUGUUCUGAUAAAGCAGCCUUGAUAGUGCAAAAGACAUGUAAGAAAAUAUUUUAAAGCCUUGGUGAAAGAUUAUAGCGGCCAAGAACCAUAUUUUCAGAAAAUGAAAAAGCCAAAUCUACUGCUUUGUAAAAUGUUGAAGUCUGUAAUCUUCCACCAAAUAUCAUAUCCUUUUCAAGGUUGUGGCUUGUUCAUAUUUUUAGAUUGCUAACUUGUAUGUAAUUAAGUUCAAUCCGUCUUUUAUAUAACUUGUAAAACUCAAAGCAAA